This is a messenger RNA of Anopheles nili, 1713 nucleotides long. RefSeq names its product lachesin-like. Gene Ontology annotation, cellular component: neuron projection. NCBI's taxonomy places the organism in Eukaryota, Metazoa, Arthropoda, Insecta, Diptera, Culicidae. Bases 1 to 1419 code for a protein of 472 amino acids. The record is from RefSeq and is a predicted model, not a curated record. The transcript has 11 exons.
AUGGCGCGGGCCCUACGAAGUACGAAAAUGGAGUUGCUCCGGCGGUCCUCGAUUGCACUGGUCAUUGUGGCGUUAAUGCAGAAUGCAUACCUCGUCUUUGGUGCUGCUCAGGGCGAACAGGACGACCCAGUGGAGGAAAGCAAUUCUUAUAUAUUGGAUAAAGAUCUACCCAAAUUUGGUGAGCCCAUUCAGAAUUUAACUGUUCCAGUUGGAAGAGAGGCAGUACUCACGUGUGUAAUCAACAAUCUUCAGACGUACAAGGUCGCGUGGCUUCGCGUGGAUACUCAAACAAUCCUGACGAUCCAAACGCAUGUCAUCACGAAAAACCACCGGAUGACCAUAGCGCACGUUGAGGGCCGAGCCUGGGUGUUGCGGAUCCGUGAUGUAAAGGAAUCCGACAAGGGUUGGUACAUGUGCCAGGUCAAUACAGAUCCGAUGCGCAACCAAAUAGGAUACCUGAAUGUCGUAGUUCCACCGAACAUACUGGACUAUCCCACCAGCACCGAUAUGGUCGUCCGGGAGGGAAGUAACGUAACGUUGAAGUGUGCCGCAUCCGGUUCACCAACUCCCACCAUCAUGUGGCGUCGAGAGGGUAACGAGCCCAUCAGCGCAGGAGCAACCAGCCUGAACAGCUCCACCUUUUCCAUUUCGCGAGUUAAUCGACUGCAUAUGGGAGCAUAUUUGUGUAUCGCGUCCAACGGUAUCCCGCCAUCGGUUAGCAAGCGCGUCAUGUUGAUUGUCCACUUUCCUCCGAUGAUCUGGAUACAAGAUCAGCUUGUAGGAGCCGCCCUGGGACAGCGCUUGACUCUGGAGUGUCAAUCCGAGGCAUACCCACGCUCCAUCAAUUAUUGGAUGAAGAAUGACACCAUCAUCACGCAAGGUAAGCACUUCGAACCUUCGAUUAAGGAGAUCAACAGCUACAAGGUGGUGAUGAAGCUCACAAUCAAAGACAUCGCCAUCGGUGACUUUGGAACAUACAAAUGUGUGGUAAAGAAUUCGCUCGGUGAAACUGAUGGCUCAAUAAAGGUUUACCACAUUCCGUCAACCACCACGAUGGCUACGAGUCCUCCAGCAACGACGACGGUUGCAACCACCACGGAAGCAGUCUAUCGAAAAAAUAACAAAAACAAAAUCUAUCGUCCACCGUUGGACGAGUUUUCUUCAUCUUCGAACAAAAUCACGGGGACCAGGGAUAGCUCCGAGACGUGGAACGUUGAUGGAACGGUUGACAAAGAUCGUGAUCAUCGUUACAGGGACAAUGGCGCCAACCUCAGCGAGGACCAGCGCGAGAAAGAAGCCUUCGUCGAUACGGAAGGAAACUCUCGAGCGUGUCUCCACCGUUCACCCACCGUUGGGGGUGUCUUGAUGAUGAUCUGCGUCUCUUACUUGCUAGUGGCAUGUACAACAGCCCACAGGUGAUUGUCAUAAGCCAGAGAAGCCAACCGUUUUGGCAUGAAGAAGCAAGCAAAAUCCAAAAAUAAAGCAGCUACAUUAUUUAAACAUAGAACAAAUAUUGCGAGACUUUCAUGACGUAGGAAUCAGGCCAAAGGGGUUAAAUGAUGUUCGGAGACAAAGAAAGUGCAAUUGGCGCUUGCACCGAACAGGCGGUCAAAUUGACGAGCCGAAAACAAGCAGCUUGCUUGGAGAGAAAAAACACUGUUAAAAGCUGAAAAUGUAACAAAGUUUUUUUUAUAAUAAAAAUGAUGAAAUUGA